Molecule: messenger RNA, 498 nt
Organism: Effrenium voratum
Lineage: Eukaryota; Dinophyceae; Suessiales; Symbiodiniaceae
Source: the annotation of a GenBank genome assembly
AUGGGAAUGGGGGCCGCGGUCGCAAUUGCUGCGGGUUAUUUUCUCCUUGGCUUUGUCCUGAUCGCGUUCAACCGCAUUGCAGACGGUCUGGAUGGUGCCGUUGCGCGGGCGACCCGGAAAACCGACCUGGGCGGUUAUCUCGAUAUUACGCUCGAUUUUGUCUUCUAUGGCGUCAUUCCGCUGGCCUUUGCGCUCCAGGACCCGGCUGCCAAUGCCUUGCCUGCUGCAGCACUCCUUUGCAGUUUCUACGCCAACGGCUCUGCGUUUCUGGCCUUUGCGAUCAUGGCGGAGCGCCGCGGGCUUUCAACCGACAGGCAGGGUCAGAAAUCUCUCUAUUAUCUUGGCGGUCUGGCCGAAGGUACCGAGACGAUCGCCCUGUUCCUGCUGAUGGCUUUGCUGCCUGACUGGUUUCCAGUGCUGGCGUGGGCAUUUGCAGCUGUCUGCUUUGUUUCGGCGGGCGCACGCGUGAUGAUCGGCGUAAAGUCGCUCGACCGUUAG